AUGAGCUCUGUCAAUGCGGUUGUGGAGGCGCUGCAGGCGGUGCAGCAGGAGAGUACGCCGAACGAGGUCCGGAUGAACGCCCAGCAAGUGCUGGAGGAGUUCAAGUCGUCGCCGGCGUCGCUCGAGGUUGUGACCGAGCUCAUCGGAGUGGAGCACGACUCGAUGGUGCGGCACUUUGGCCUCACCAUCAUCGAGAACGCGCUCAAGUUUCACUGGAAGGGCUUUGACGUCGACCAGCAGGCGUCGCUCAAGCAGCUUGUGUUGCAAAUCAUUGCGUCGGGUACCAAGUCGCUCGGCGAGGAAGAGUACUACAUCAAGUCCAAGCUCAUCGACUGCCUCCUUCUUUGCAUGCUCCACGACUGGCCGCAAAAGUGGCCGAGCCUGCUGAGCGACUUGGUGGAGAUUGGCUCGCAGUCGGACACGCAGGCCGAGUUGGUGCUCAAGGGCCUGUUUGACUUUUCCGAGUACCUUAUCCGGCUCAACAAGAUGGGCAUUGUGCGGUCGCGGUCGCAGGUGACGACCAUGCGGCGCAAGCAGCUCUGCACCUCGUUCCGGUCGGCCAUGCCGGACCUCUUUCCGUUCCUGCACUCGGUGCUGGCCGGUCAGGCUCAGCUGUACAUCGAGGCGCGCAACGUGCUGGAGUCCGACCCGUCGAAUGCCGAGGCGCAUGCUGCGGCGUCGUCCAAGGUCAUGAUUGUGCAGAUUGCCAUCAAGUGCAUUGCGCAGUUUUUGCUGUGGAUCCAGUGCGACAUGCUGCAGGAGAGCCCGGUACUCCCGCUGGUGGUCCCGUUUCUGGGCGACCCCAACUUUGCGCCGGACGUGGUGCUGGUCAUGAAGAAGCUGCUCUUCCGCAAGCACCUCCGGGCCAACGAGCCGUACGUCAUGGAGCUGUUUGACUACAUUCCGCAGAUCUUCGGUCUCCUCUCGGAGCCGCUCUUUGAGUCGCUUGCCGACGUCCACAAGCUCAACUCUGCUGCCAUCGGCGUUCUCGCCGAAGUUGGCAUGCUGCAGCUGCGGCUGUGGCGGCGGGCGCGGUCGGACCGCAAGAUCGACCCGGAUGCGCCCGAGCCGAGCCUGCAUCCGCACUUUGGCUCGUUCGUCGAGUCGCUGAUGGCGCUCUCGGACGCGCACCCGAGUUGCGACGUCCAGACCACGCUCAUCAAGUUCUGGCGGCGGUUCCUCGACUCGGGCCUUGUCGACAAGUCCGAGAGCGUCGGCGAGUCGGACGUACUGCAGGCCAUUCUCUCGCUCGCGCUCAAGUUUCUCGCGCAGCCGGACCCUUUUGACGCCGAGGAGGGCUCGAUGGCGCUCGAGCUGGCCAAGCUCGACUACAACAACGCCGAGGAGGGCGCGGCAGCCAAGAAGGGCCUCGAGCGGCGGGCUGCAGGCCUCAUUGCCACGCUCACUCGCCGCGACGGGCAUGGCAUGGUGGCGUACAUGACGCAGUACCUUGCGCACCUCUUCUCGUCGCUGCCGAACGAUGCUGGCAUUGGCGAGGACGACGAGCCUGCGCGCGAGCUCCGGGCCCUCUGUCUCAUGUCGUCAACGAUCAUUCGAUCGUUGCCGCGCAAGUGCCUGGUGGCGCCGGAUCCCGAGUCUGAUGCGCACUACCUCCUCGCCCGCGAGUCGGACUCGGACUCGGAUGAUGGGCUGUUCUCACGGACGGCGCUGGUGAUGACGCCGCAGGGACUAGCGCGGGCGCGCGGCAGUUCGUCCGGUCCGCAGGGCGCCGAGGCUGAGGCCGCAGCGCGGGCGGCGGCGGCGCGGCUCGAGGCCGAGCGGGCGGCCAACUGCGAGGCGAUUGCCGGCGCGCUCCAGGGCGUGCUCGAGUUCUCCCAUCCGUCCAAGGCGGUCAUCGCCAACCAGCUCCGGCUCCUCACCUCAUUCACGCCGUUCCUCAAGCACUACCCGGACCAGCUGCAGGAGACGUUCUCGCUCGCGUUCAGCUACCUGACGUACAAGGACCCUUCAGAGACGGAGGCGCCAGUCUCGGCGCUCACCGAGGCGUCGGUGGAGAUCCGCGGCAAGGCGGCCAAGGCGCUGCACUCGAUCAUCAUCUUUGUGGGCGAGAAGCUUGCCGGCCAGCUCGAGGGCCUGUGGACCCAGGUCCAGGAGCUCGACGAGGCCGACCAGUUACGGCACGAGGAGAAGGCAUGCGUGUACGAGCUGGUCAUCAUUUCGGCGUCCAAGUCGCGCGACGAGGAGCUGCAGCGGGCGGUUGUCUCGACCAUUCUCGAGCCGCUCCUUGCCCAGUGGAACUCGGACGCGUUUGCCGGUGCGCUCAGCUCGCCGGAGGCCCUGCUGUCGUCGCUAGGCAUUCUGGGCAACGACCCGUCGGCGCGCGGCCAGCUGUUUGCCGAAGAGCAUCUUGCCUUUCGGCGCGACGUGUACUUUGUCGUCACGGUGGUGUAUGUGGUGGCAAAGUGGUCUGCAUCGUGGCGGUCGCGUGCGCUGCUCCCGCACCUCAACACGCUCCUCCCCUCGCUCCUCUCGCUGAUCACGACGCUGCACGGCGUGUGGCAGCCGGAGGUCCUGGCCAACGUACCGGAGUUCUUCGAGUCUGUCUUUGCGCUGCCUGACGAGACACCAACGGCGACGCUGGCGCGGGCGUCGUCGCUGCCGUCGCACGAGCUCGACGCCGGCUCGCAGCUGCGGCUCUUUACGUACUGGAUGGACUCGGUCUUUUCGCGAGCGUACUCUGCGCUCGGCUCGAUUGCCAAGAUCCGCGACCUGUACGAGCAGGGCGACCUGGCCGCGAUGCUCUCGGCCUCGGUCUUUUCAAACCUGCCUGUUCUCCCGAACCGGUACCUGGUCGGUAUCACCAUGUCGGUCAUCUGUGCCCUCUUUCGGAUGUGUCCGUUUGCCAUGCGCGAAGCCGUGGUUGUGCCGAUCCUCGUUCCGUGGAUUGAGUUUAUGCAGGAGAAGCUUCCGGCCGAGUGGGGCGCGUUCUACGAGCGCGAGAGCUCGGGCUCGACGCUGACGCCCGCCGAGGAGGUGCUUGUCGACAAGGACCUCGGCAUGCUUACCACGUGCCACGCUCGGUUCCUGCAGACGAUCUCGUUCCGGCUGCCGCGGUACCCGCGCGACAGCGACAGCAGCGAGGCGCCAGCAGGCUCGACACCGCGGCCGCAGCUGUCGGGCAUGUCGCAGAUGCCGAGCCGUGCGCCGCCGCAUGUGCUCGAGUCUGAGCCGCUGCGGCUGACGUACCUGCAGUCUGCAAUCAUGCUUGUGCGGACGCCGACGCUCUCGGCGGUGGCCAUUGCGGUCAACGUGUGCUCGCGGCUAAUGCUCCACGUCUCAAACGUCUCCGAGUACCAGUACCUGCUCUCGUCGGAGCUGCUCCCCGCGCUCAUCGAGGCGCUGGCUCACAUCGAGGAGGAAUCGGUCAUCCGCAACAUCCUUGCGCUCAUCAUGGAGAUCUACUGCCGGUUCACCGAGGUCGUGCCGGACGUGACCCGCGGCGUGCUCUCGGCGGUGCCGGAUGUGACCAACGAGACGCUGGCCGAGUUUGAAGGUGCGCUUCAGGCGGCGUCGAGCUCGCGGGCCCGGCGCGAGCUCUUCCGCCAGCUCCUGGCCGGCGUCAUUGGCUCCAACGUGGUCCACAAGAUGUACGAGCGCGGCUCGAACGAGGACACCACCAUCGAGCACAUUGCUGCUCCGAGCCGCUCCGAAGCCGGCAACGACGACGAGACCAUGGGUGCGACGGCCGGCGGUCUCUAG
This is a messenger RNA of Thecamonas trahens ATCC 50062, 3720 nucleotides long. RefSeq lists its product as uncharacterized. Gene Ontology annotation, cellular component: RNA nuclear export complex; nucleus; cytoplasm. The record is from RefSeq and is a predicted model, not a curated record. Gene Ontology annotation, biological process: RNA export from nucleus; protein export from nucleus. Lineage: Eukaryota; Apusomonadida; Apusomonadidae. Gene Ontology annotation, molecular function: small GTPase binding; nuclear export signal receptor activity; RNA binding. The transcript has a single exon. Bases 1 to 3720 code for a protein of 1239 amino acids.